UUUGGUCUUAGUGAAAAUCCUCAAAGACAAUACCAUGUGAUCUUAUAGAUGCUCUUGUCUCCUUGUAGAUCCAAUGACCCCAUCUUUGUAAUCUUACACUAAAGUAUACCCCUUCUUAUCCAAUCAUUCAAGUGUCAAUACUCAAUAGUAUCUUAAUAUUCAUUUAUCUAUAUAUAUCCAUUGCUACAAGCAUUUAGGACCAACACAAAUCAGUCACAUUCUAAAGCAUUACAAUAACAAAAGCUUUCUCUUGCUUACAAGUCUCCUUUAAAACAACUCCUUUUCAAGUUUUAACACAAAAAUGGGUUUUCGUUUUGCUAGUAUGAUCAGAAGAGCAUCAUCUUCAAAAGCUAUAGCCAUGCCAAAAGGAUAUGUUGCUGUGUAUGUUGGAGAGAAACAGACGCGGUAUGUGAUUCCAAUUUCAUACUUGACUCAACCAUCAUUUCAAGACUUGCUGAGUCAAGCCGAGGAAGAGUUUGGAUACGAUCAUCCGAUGGGUGGCCUCACCAUUCCUUGCACAGAAGAUGUCUUCCAAAUUUCAACGCAUACAACAAUGGGUUUUCGUUUUCCUAGUAUGAUCAGAAGAGCAUCAUCUUCAAAAGCUAUGGCCAUGCCAAAAGGAUGUGUUGCUGUGUAUGUUGGAGAGAAACAAAAGCGAUUUGUGAUCCCAAUAUCAUACUUGAACCAACCGUCGUUUCAAGACUUGCUGAGUCAAGCCGAGGAAGAGUUUGGAUACGACCAUCCAAUGGGUGGUCUCACCAUUCCUUGCACAGAAGAUGUCUUCCAAAGUAUAACUUGUGGCUUGAAUAAUGAGCUAUGAAACUAACACCAAAACAGACAUAGCUUAGUAGAGAUCUUUUUUUUGUAAACUAGGUAUCUUAGAAAAUUGUAAAGAUGGGAAAAUAUGACCAUUAGAUUAACAAACAUAAAGUUCAAUGAAAAUGAAUUCAAGUACUAAAUUCUUAUCUCUGUGUUUUCGGUUUACUGCACUUAAGAACUUUUGAAAUAUGACAAUAUGAGUAAUUUGGCUUGCUAGAAAAAGAAGGAAUAUAUAAUA
This is a messenger RNA of Vicia villosa (hairy vetch), 1057 nucleotides long. Its product is annotated as auxin-induced protein X10A-like. Gene Ontology annotation, biological process: response to auxin. NCBI's taxonomy places the organism in Eukaryota, Viridiplantae, Streptophyta, Magnoliopsida, Fabales, Fabaceae. The transcript has 2 exons. The record is from RefSeq and is a predicted model, not a curated record. Bases 302 to 820 code for a protein of 172 amino acids.